AUGCACCACCACCACACCACACACCACACUUCAGGAGGAGGAGAGGGAGGAGGAGAGUGUGGGGAAUGUUGCUGCUUCUUCGUCAUCCUCGGCAUCAACAUCGCCAGUAUCCUCCUCUGCAUCAGGAAGAUGUCCCGCUACCUCCGGAUCGCCCUUCUAUGGCUGUAUGUCGCCACUGCCGUCCUCACCGCUGGACUUCUCAUCAGUCUCAGAGUCUUCGGCACCAACAAGUUCCAGGCCGCUCCAACGGACAUGCGCAAAGUAGAGCACGGCGUCAACAACGCGUUUUGUCAGAGCCUCACUCUCAACUCCAGCGAUCCUUUCGAAGCCUACAGUUUUGACGAGGAACCCGUGGUCGAUCCACGUAGAACUGAGGAUUUUAAUACAAGCUAUUUCAUGAGCAUAGAGAGCAAACAGUACGAAUACUGGGGGUUCUAUCUCCUCCCCGGGUCUACACUACAGGUCAACAGCACCACCUCCCAUUCACCAUUCACGACCCUCUUCGUCAUCCAAGGUGACAGCAACCUUCAGACAUGGCUGGACGGCAAAGGAGACUGCAGUGGGUGUUACGUUAGCAAACACGACUUGCUACCACACGACACCUAUACAAUGAUCUCCACGGAGGCAGACAACUAUUUCUUCGUUUACUUUAACAUGGGAAUAUGGUAUACAUUAUCGACAGCAAACUUCGUCAUCAGACGGACUUUGUACGAUGUGACGAAAUCGACAUCAGCUUGUACUUUUGUCCCAGGUCAACGGUCUUGUCUCAUGGAGAUCUCCCUUAACCCUGAACAGAGCAUUGUGUUUCAUAGCGGGCGCAGAGCCUUGCACCAGAGCAUUGACAUGUGGAGCAGCUGUGGGGCACGGGCGUGGAUGUAUGUGAUCGUGUUCGCCCUCAUCCCGACCCUGGUGGCUGGAAGUGUCUCCUUCCUCAUCUGGAAGUUCUGCAAGGAUGACAGGACGGGAGAGAAUCAAGCCUUGGUGUCUGAUCCAGGACUCAAGGAACUGAAGAGUUAACCUAAAUCGUGCGGGUCGCCAAGAACACGUGUAAAACCGUUUUAGGUGGGAAAUCAUUCGUUUCAUUUAUUAGACUGUUUGUGCCGCGACGAAUUUUGGAGCUUAUUUAUUUGUCAGAUCAAACCAAUAAUAAAUUAUCU
This is a messenger RNA of Haliotis rufescens (red abalone), 1157 nucleotides long. RefSeq lists its product as uncharacterized. Bases 1 to 1017 code for a protein of 338 amino acids. The record is from RefSeq and is a predicted model, not a curated record. The transcript has a single exon. Lineage: Eukaryota; Metazoa; Mollusca; Gastropoda; Lepetellida; Haliotidae.